CAGAGCUCACAAACCUCAUAGAUGAAACAGCAGACAUGAAAUUAUUUGUUGGUGUUUUCUUCCUGCUGGCCAGCUGUGAGCUGUCUGUAGGUAUAAUACUGGAAUAUAGUUACCAUGAAAUCAACCUCAACUGGUAUCAGGCUCAAAAUUAUUGCAGAGACAACUACACAGAUCUGGUUACUCUCAAUGCUGUUGAGAAAUACAAGGAUAUUAAAGAUGUUGAAAACCAACAAUAUUCAGGCUGGAUUGGGCUGUACAGACAGGAUGUAGCAAAAAACAUCUGGAAGUGGUCUGAUGGACAACCACUUUCUUGGUUAAACUGGCCGAGCAGUUGGCCAAUGGUUGGUUCUUCGGCAAUGGAUAAGAACUGCAGUGUUCUGUAUCAGGGAUACUUGUAUAACGAUCCCUGUGGAGUGAAUCAUCCAUUUUACUGUUACAGACAUUUGAGUUUGGUGAAUGAGGCUAAGACGUGGGAAGAGGCUCUUCAGCACUGCACCAUCAGCUACACCAGUUUAGCAUCUUUGCCCUUUGAAAAACAAGUGUUGGGGGCAAUGAAGGAGAUGAAGCUGGGCCAAACAGGCAGUGUGUGGACCGGCCUGCGCUUCAUGAAUGGAAAAUGGUUAUGGCUGAACGGAGAGGCUAUAGAGACACCAGCAAACACAGGGCAGCCUAAUACAGUGCUGCUUUCCUUGCCGGAAUGUCCACUUCAGUCUUACAAAUGUGGAGCGUUCAAUAUCGAGACCAACGUCUGGGAGAACCGAGACUGCAAUGAGAAACUCAAUUUCCUCUGUUGGAGCUGAGUCAGGAACAGUUUCAAGGAUUCAUGGAAAAUAAUAUUCUACAGGAAGGAUAUGAGAUAAAUGGCUGGUACAAAACACUACAUCCAGUAACUUGGCUUUUUGUUUUCACUUAAACUUUUUUUAUGCUUUGAAAUAAUUACCAAAACUAAAUGGGAAGAGAAAUUUUUAUAGUGGUGGGUUUGUUUGUUUAUUUAUUUAUUUAUUUAUUUAUUUAAAUAAUGGUUAGGGUUAGGGUUCAGGCAUGUGAAACUGUAUUUGAUUUACUUUUGGUGUCUUAGCAAUAUCCGUGAUUUAUUUAUCAUAGCGUUAUACUGCACUGUACUAAGUGAAUUCUUAGAAACUGUAUAAAAUUACUAACAAUUGAAGAAAACGUAUUAUCUUAGGGCUGUAACACUAAUAAUCCAUUGCUCAAGGUGAGGAUUUGUUUGCAUUAUCAAUUAUAGGUACGAUAUAAUAUUAUAAAUGUAAUAAUAAUAUAAACUCACAUUAUAGUAGAGUGGAGUAAAGAGUACUUUUUCAAUCCCCAAGGGGAAACUUUUAUAUAUCACAGAUUUACUCAUUGUCAUAAAUACUCUAUCCAGGUCAGGUCAGGAAACAGUGGACGUGAGGCAGGAAUACACCCUAGGAUGCCUGCAUAGUUAACAUCACCUACCACCUACUACAGUUUAAUCAGUGUAUCUUUUAGGCUGUUUGGCAAAAGUGUGAAAACAUGAAAACCCAAAGGAAAUUAAAUAGCACUCGUUUAUGUGAUGUUUCAAUAAAGCUCCUGAGAUGUCUUAA
Molecule: messenger RNA, 1580 nt
Organism: Tachysurus fulvidraco (yellow catfish)
Lineage: Eukaryota; Metazoa; Chordata; Actinopteri; Siluriformes; Bagridae
Product: lymphocyte antigen 75-like
Exons: 2
Coding region: 36-800 (254 amino acids)
Source: RefSeq, a predicted model, not a curated record